Anolis sagrei ordinatus is the source of this 1930-nucleotide messenger RNA. RefSeq names its product endonuclease, poly(U) specific (gene ENDOU). NCBI's taxonomy places the organism in Eukaryota, Metazoa, Chordata, Lepidosauria, Squamata, Anolidae. Gene Ontology annotation, biological process: immune response. Gene Ontology annotation, molecular function: polysaccharide binding; RNA endonuclease activity; scavenger receptor activity. The record is from RefSeq and is a predicted model, not a curated record.
AUGAUGGCAUGCUAUUUCUACCCAUCCCCAAAGCUCCUCCUUUGCAUUACUCCACACGAAACACCCAUGUGGACACGACUAUAUCAGGCAGCAAUGAAAUCCUACUCGGUGUCAUUGGCACCUCUCAGCAUUCACCAUGCAUGCCACUGGGAAAAUGAAGAUGUGGGCAUUUCUCCUCUUACUACAAGCUGCCUACAGCCUGGCCUCUGGAUCCUUAUAUGGUCCGCUGACUCCUGCAAAGGACGUUGCAAUGAGAAAUAUAACUCCAAGGAUGUUUGCCAUUGCAAUAAUCAAUGUGAAACGUAUCAAAACUGCUGUGAUGACUACCAGAGCUAUUGUGGACAAGGUAAUACAGAGAAUAAAGAAAAAGAUGGGUUUUCCAGCAGUGAUGAUGCAAUUACCAAUGAGGAACUGCAACAAGUGUCUGAGCAACUUUACCAAAGUGACUCCAACAGAGCAGAGGAGUCCGACAUCAUCCUUAACAAACAGCAUCUAGCUUCAAAUACUAAAGAUCAAGAAGAUGAGUCCCCAGAACCGCUCUUCAAGUAUGUCAAUCAAGAGAAGCUCUUCUCUAAGCCAACAUAUGCCAGUUUUAUUAAGCUCCUGAAUAAUUAUCAUAGAAAGGUUGGGACUGGAGAAGAAUUCACAGCAGAUCAGCUAAAAGAGCAGGACAAUUUCCUCCAGGAAAUCAUGAAGACCAAAGUCAUGAAAGAACUUUACAGCUUCCUUCAUAGCAAAAAUCGUUAUGACACUGAGUCAGAUUUUGUUGCUGAUCUGAAGAAGAUGUGGUUUGGUCUUUACUCUAGAGGAAAUGAUGAGGGUGAUUCCAGUGGGUUUGAGCACAUCUUCCUAGGUGAAGUCAAGAAAGGAAAGGUAUCUGGAUUCCACAACUGGAUUCGUUUUUAUCUUUUGGAGAAAGACGGUGUUAUUAACUAUUUGAGUUACAAUUAUGAUGGCCCAUGGACUUCGUAUCCAGAUGUCCUGGGUAUGCAAUUCAGUUGGGAUGGAUUUUUCAAGGAAGUCGGCACAGCUUUCAUUGGAAGCAGUCCUGAAUUCGAAUUCGCCCUCUAUUCACUGUCUUUCAUUGCUAGGCCUGGGAAAAAGUGUCACCUGAAAAUUGGGGGCCAUAAUCUGGAGAUCCAGACACAUACUUGGGAUAAGUCUCCUUAUGGUAAUGGGAAGAGGUACAUAGCCACAGCUUAUGUGGCAUCCCCAUGAGAUGGCAAGAUCCUGUGUGUGAAACAUCCUGAAAUAUUGGCUGCAAUCCAUACGACUCCAACUGUACUCUCAUCUCCACCAGCAGAUGCUCUGGAAUGGGCCUCUUCUCUGAUCAUUCAGGACUGCAUUAAUAUUUGUUUGCCCAAGUCAUGUGGAGUCUGCCACAGGAUGCUGAGACUGGAGGUCUGUGACCCCUUGAGUCUUUAUGGUGACCGUGGAAUGAUUUACAUCAUACUCCAUUCUGCACAAAUGACAUCCAUGCUUGACUAAAUUGUGGGAAAAUGUGUAAACAAUUUUAAUAGAAGAUCAAAUAACAGAAAGUCAAAUGAGGAGGAGGGAAAUGCUUUUAUCCAAAGUGAAAAUUUGAUAUCAAAUAGAAAUUCCCAAUUAAACAAAACUUCCAAGACAUGUCAGGAAAAAAAAUCCAAAAUAUUUUUGAUAAGGCAAACAAAAAUGAUUUUAAAAGUAUUAUACUCUGUUGCCAGAAAUUCAAAAAGGUAAAGAUGACAAAGAGACAUAAGCUAGAUCUACACUGCUGCAUAAUCCAGUUUAAAGCAGACGAUCUGGAUUCAGAAAUUAGAUUAUAUAGCAGUGUAGAUAGGGCCAAAGGGAAAUCUUGUCCCAUUAAGAAGAACAACCAUGAAGAUACCCGAUUAACAGUGCAACCUAUGACAAGUGCCACGUCUGAUUCCUUCUGGGUGAUCUCCAUGGU